Molecule: messenger RNA, 2120 nt
Organism: Sapajus apella (tufted capuchin)
Lineage: Eukaryota; Metazoa; Chordata; Mammalia; Primates; Cebidae
Gene: CENPL
Product: centromere protein L
Exons: 6
Coding region: 194-1234 (346 amino acids)
Source: RefSeq, a predicted model, not a curated record
CCGGAGAGGGACGGGUUGGGACGCACUGUCCUUUUGCCCUUCCCCCUCUGCGAGCAGAAGCUGACUCCACUGGAGCGAGGGUCGCAGAGCUGGGGGAUUUCAGUCUCGACAUAGUUUUGUAGCCGGAUUUUGAAGAAUGAUUCGUGAAUCCCGAAUGGGUGACAGCGUCAUUACGGCAUUUUAUUGACAGACCAUGGAUUCUUAUGAUGCAUCAGAAUCAACUCCUAGACAAAGUACAUCCUUAAGGCCUGAAGAUUACUUUAUAGGUGCCACUUUUCUGCAGAAACGAUUAGAAUCAGUUAGGAAGCAGACUUCAUUUAUCCCGACUCCACCUCGAAGGAAAAUUCCCCAUUGCUCACAGUUACAGGAAGAUGUUGACCCUCAAAAGGUUGCAUUCCUUCUGCAUAAACAGUGGACUUUAUAUAGUUUAACUCCCUUAUAUAAAUUCUCCUAUAGUAAUCUCAAAGAGUAUUCUAGACUUCUGAAUGCUUUUAUUGUUGCUGAAAAGCAAAAAGGGCUUGCUGUGGAAGUGGGAGAAGACUUCAACGUCAAAGUGAUUUUUUCUACUGUCCUAGGAAUCAAGGGAACACAAAGGGACCCUGAAGCAUUCCUAGUCCAGAUUCUGUCAAAAUCUCAAUUGCCAUCUGAGAAUAGAGAAGGUAAAGUGCUGUGGACUGGCUGGUUCUGCUGUAUAUUUGGAGAUAGUCUUCUGGAGACUGUUUCAGAAGAUUUCACCUGUCUGCCCUUAUUCCUUGCAAAUGGAGCAGAGUCUAACACAGCCAUAAUUGGAACUUGGUUUCAGAAAACUUUUGACUGUUAUUUCAGUCCUUUAGCAAUCAAUGCAUUUAAUCUUUCCUGGAUGGCUGCCAUGUGGACUGCAUGCAAAAUGGACCAUUAUGUGGCUACUACUGAAUUUCUUUGGUCUGUACCCUGUAGCCCUCAAAGUCUGGACAUUUCUUACGCAAUACAUCCAGAGGAUGCAAAAGCUUUAUGGGACAGUGUCCACAAAACACCUGGGGAGGUUACCCAGGAAGAAGUUGACUUAUUCAUGGACUGCCUUUAUUCACAUUUCCAUAGGCAUUUCAAAAUUCAUUUAUCAGCCACAAGAUUGGUUCGUGUUUCAACAUCUGUAGCUUCAGCACAUACUGAUGGAAAAAUAAAGAUUCUGUGUCAUAAAUACCUUAUUGGAGUGUUAGCAUAUUUGACAGAACUGGCAAUUUUUCAAAUUGAGUGAGGCCUUAUGUGGACUAUAAGUUAAAGAUUAUAUACCCUUUUCUUAUUGAUUACUUGCCCAAUUGCUAUGCUGAAAGAGACUGCGGGAGAAAUAGGCAUCUAUCUCUUCAUCUGUUUUCCCCACCAUGCCUUUGGAGUUGCCAAGAUGGAAGUCAAGAAGGAUCUAGAAGAACAAAGAAUAUGGUAGUAGAUGAGCAACAGUCAGGUGCCCAUGUUGUAAUCAUGAUGAUCUGGCAUGCCACUCUCAAAAUGCUGAGUUGUUAAUUUCUUGUCAUCUUUAAAUAUGUCUAUAUAGGCUGGGCUUGGUGGCUCACACCUGUAAUUCCAGCACUUUGGUAGGCUGAGGUGGGUGGAUCAUUUGAUGUCAGGAGUUUGAGACUAGCCUGGCCAACAUGGUGAAAAUCUCUACUGAAAAUACAAAAAUUAGCUGGGUGUGGGGGUGCAUGCCUAUAAUCCCAGCUACUGGGGCAGCUGAGGCAGGAGAAUUGUUUGAACCCAGGAGACAGAGGCUGCAAUGAGCCAAGAUUGUGCCACUGCACUUCUGCCUGGACAACAGAGUGAGAUUCUGCCUCAAAAAAUAAAAAAAUAAAUAAAUACAGUGUUUAUUAUGUUUAAACGCUUAGGAUUCAAAUGAGAUAUAUCUAAUGGAUAUUUCUGAUUUGGGUCUUUAGAAAUCUUUAAAAAGCAUUUUAGACUUGCAUUCAGAAAGAACUGUCUUCUAAAGACAUUUUCCUAGCCAUUUCCCUGCAGAGAACUGGCAAUCAAAAUAUCCUCAAAAGGGAACUAAAGAUUAAUAUACACAUUGUUUUAGCCAUGAAUAUGCUUCCGUUUUAAAUACAGUUCAACUCCUGUUGCAAUGUUGAAUUAAAUGUUUAUUUUAAAAUGAA